AUGAAGUCGCGAAACGUCUUUCUUGGUCACCUAUUUCUGCAGUCGGUACAAGCUGCAACGCUGAGGGCCCUCGAUUCAAGCACUCCAACCAUUAACUGGAACCAGUGCAACUUGGACAUUGGCAACGAAAUAUGGAACAGACGUCAGAAAGCUUUCGACUGUGCCAAAUUCUCAGUACCCCUCGAUUACACCAACGAAGACAGCUCCCGACCCCUCGUGCUCGACUUGAUAAAGGCGAAUGCGACUAAACAGCCACGUAAAGGCAGUGUUUUCUACAAUCCCGGUGGUCCAGGUUCUUCUGGUGUGUCUUCUGUUAUAGACUCGCGUGGCCGGCUUGUAGAUGUCCUCGGUGGACACUACGAUGUCAUCAGUUUUGACCCACGUGGCUCUGGCCAGACAUUGACUGCUACAUGCGGCGGUUACUUCGACAGAUCUCUUUCUACUUUGUCGCCUCAGCAAAUACUCUACGAGGGUGAUGAAAAAGUGAAUGAUGUUGACUGGAAACGGAUCAAGUACGACGCCUGGCGGAAUGCAGGUGAACUCGCCGAUGCUUGUUACAAAGACCAUGCAGAUACUGGGCGCUUUUACGGCACGCCGUUUGUCGCCAGGGAUAUCGUCAAGAUUGCUGACGCCCUCGGAGAAGGUAACCAGAUCAACUACUGGGGAUCCUCAUACGGAACUGUCCUAGGCCAAGUUCUGGCGGCUAUGUUUCCCAACCGUAUCGGCCGCAUGCUUCUCGAUAGCAACCUUCUUGCAGAUGAAUACUUUACUGGUACCUGGAAGAGCGGCACCAAAGAUGCUGGGAAAGCUAUCCUGCACUUUUUCGACGAAUGCAUUGCAGCUGGACCCCAGUCCUGUUCUCUAGCGGCCAACUAUUCUACAACAGCGAGUCUCCUCAAGGCUUACGACGAAGCACAGAUGUUAUAUCGUUUCGAUGACACUCUCAGCAUGGCAGGGAGGUCGAACUCGAAAGCGAUCCAGUUUGAAUCACUCGUGUUUAAUCACCUAUACACUCCUUUACUUUACCCUUAG
Molecule: messenger RNA, 1032 nt
Organism: Fusarium graminearum PH-1
Lineage: Eukaryota; Fungi; Ascomycota; Sordariomycetes; Hypocreales; Nectriaceae
Exons: 2
Coding region: 1-1032 (343 amino acids)
Source: RefSeq, a predicted model, not a curated record